This is a messenger RNA of Carassius gibelio (silver crucian carp), 6014 nucleotides long. RefSeq lists its product as uncharacterized. Lineage: Eukaryota; Metazoa; Chordata; Actinopteri; Cypriniformes; Cyprinidae. The transcript has 11 exons. The coding region runs from base 2227 to 3759 and encodes 510 amino acids. The record is from RefSeq and is a predicted model, not a curated record.
GGCACAUGACCGACCUUCAACGUUGAAAUAUGGUUGAAAUAAGGUCAGUUGUGGUUUCAACGUUGAAACAACGUUGAUUCAACGUUUAAAGCUGAAUGGUUGAAAAACAUCCAGCACAUGACCAACUUUCAAUGUUGAAAUAUGGUUGAAAUAAGGUCAGUUGUGGUUUCAACGUUGAAACAACGUUGAUUCAACGUUUAAAGAUGAACUGUUGAAAAACUUCCAGCACAUGACCAACUUUCAACAUUGAAAUAUGGUUGAAAUAAGGUCAGUUGUUUUAAUGAAACAAUGUUAAAAAUGUUUAAUGCUAAAUGGUAGAAAAAGGUUAACAAGCUUUUAAAUUAUUUAUAUUAAAUUAUUUAAAUUAAUUAUUAUUUUAAUAGCAUUUAAAAAUAUUUUAGUCAUGAUACCUAUUCUAAAAUCUAAAGGUAUAUGUUAAAUAUUAUCAUCAUUAACAACAAUAAAACUAUACAUUUCGCUGCUUUAUCACACUGAAACAACUCCCAUUGGUAGUUUUAUUUUAUUACUUCUAUCAUGAUUGGUUAAUCUGGCUGUCAUUCAGGAAACUGGACAAUGAAUCGGUUCGCGCUUUUCUACAUUUAAAAAUAUGACCGUUAUUGUCGUCUUUCUGUGAGUGAGGCGGCUAACUGUGAGCUGCUGCUCGUUAUAUCUGACUGCUCGGUCGGUCCCGAAUUAUUUCAUAUUUGCCUGUACAUUUUUUAUUUAUUUUGAGCGAAUUUGAGUCGUGACCUGUCAAUGGAGAACAAAAACUGUGAACACAAGAAAGGUCAGGUGUUCUGCGAGGUCCUGAAAACAUCCUGUCAAAAUGAGCUGAUCAAGUUAGAUGCUCACCUAAUGUGUUACUGAGUCAUCGAGGAUCCAGCUUGUUCUUGAAACAUUGAAGUUUGCACUCUGCAAGUGAACGACGCCUUGUGGUGCCAUCCCAAAGAGGUUCAAAAUCACUCUCACGGAUCUUUUCCUGGACUGUGCCCAGCUGGUGGAAUCACCUCCCAAUCUCAAUCCGAACUGCUGAGUCUUUACUCAUUUUCAAGAAACAUCUUAAGACUCAUCUUUUUCACCAGAACUUAACCAACUAAUGCUAGCACUUUUCCUUCUUUUCUUGUCUUUCAUAUUGAAAAAAAAAAAAAAAAACCUGGCUAUGCGUUCUGUACUAGACUCACUGAGACUUGUCAUGGCACUUGUAUACUGUUGUUGUUCUCUUGUACACCUGACUGCUUCUGUUGUUUCAUUUGUAAGUCGCUUUGGAUAAAAGCGUCUGUUAAAUGAUUAAAUGUAAAUGUUUAUACAGGACGGUACAGAAAGUGCACAAGUGGGAGAGAGUGGAGGGGACGGCGUCAGAAAGGACCUAGCGCUGGGACACUUUCAAGGAUCACCCGAAGCACAACCACACUGUAUACACUAAGGCUGCUGGUUCUAACAUUUUAGAGUGCCCUGCGGUAGAAAUCUCAUUCUGCAUUCCCCACGGUAAAGAAGACACAGUCCGGGGGGGGUUCCCAUUAGAAAUCAACUGGUGGAAGGUUCCCUUCUCGAACUGUUCAACACAUUUUCACUGCACAAAUGUACACAACUCUUGUAAUGAGACACAUUACUAAAACAUGUUUUUGACAGAAACUGUAGGUUUCCACCAAAAUAAAAGAUCCACUGGUUUCAGUCAGUAAGUGCUGCAAAAAAAAUAUGCAUUUAUGUGCCAAAUUAUUUCACAAAAACCUUUAAAUAUUAUUGUAUUUGGAUUGUUCUACUACCUGUUUUUAGCAUUACCUCCAUGCAUACUCUGCAUAAUAAAGUGUGGGAUUAUUUUCAUCUGUUUUAUACAGUAUGUUUCCAAAAUUAAACUGCUGUUUGACAAUUUUGAGCAUGUGGUAGUUUAUUGAAGUUGUUUGUAAAGCCAUUGCUGCCAGUCAUUAGACUUUUAGCCUUGCAUGUACCUUGUUGAUCUAAAUGCCAACUAGGAUCUAGGUGUAUUUACCCACGGUGCAAGGUACGACGGGGAAACAACGUCGUGUUAUCAACGCUGAUUAACUUUUCAAAAUCAACACCUCAUUCAGCUUUCAUCCCAGGGCUGCAGCACGACCCUAAUUCACCCAUAAUGCAGGAUCUUGUCUAGUGCGAGCUACUGAAGGACGACAGCGAUUCAGCCGGACAGAAACAUUAAAAUCUCAUCGAUCAUCGUAAAUACAUUCAGUUUCUUCACAGCUCUACAACAGCAUGUGGAACAUGUUGAUCUUUGUGUUUUUAUUAGUCAUUCACGGUGUGUCUGCUACAGAGACGGAUGAAUCGGAGUCAGUGACUGUGAUGGAGGGAGAUUCAGUCACCCUACACACUAACCUUUCUGAACUACUGAACGAUGAUACAAUACUGUGGAUGUUCGGACCUAAAGACUAUCUCAUAUCUCAAAUAAAGAGAAAGCAUGACUUGACCACAUUUUUUGUCACCAAUGAUGCUGGAAUCGGUGGCAGAUUGCAGGUGGAUCAAAAGACAGGAUCUCUCACCAUCACAAACACCAGAAUCAGACACUCGGGACAGUAUAAACUCACCAUCUCUAGAGCAAAGACUACGACGAAGACAUUUGAUGUGACUAUCAUGGGUGUGGUUGGUGAGAUGGAUGGAGUGAAAUCAGUGUCAGUAUCAGUGACAGAAGGAGAUCCUAUCACUCUACGUAUCGAUGCUGAAACACUCAAAGAUGCUCUGAUGCUGUGGAGGUUUGGAGAUAAAGGAAUCCUCCUCGCUAAAAUCGAUAGUGAAACAGGUGAAACCUCAUUGAACAAUGCUGACGAGAGAUUCAGAGAUCAACUGCAGCUGAAUCAGAACGGAUCUCUGACUAUCAAGAAGAGCAGAAGUGAACACGCUGGACUCUAUGAGCUCCAGAUCAGAGGCCGUGAGGGCUCACAGCGAUUCCUUCUUUCGGUCAAUGAUCCAGGUCUUUCUUCCGGUGCUAUAGCAGGAAUCAUUUUGGGUGUUUUAGUUCCUGUUUUGCUGCUUGUGGCUGCAGCUUUGUUCGUGAAUCACUAUCGCCACAGGAUCUCUAAAUUAAAAAAGCAAGUGGGUGAAGCUGUGCCAGCUGAAGAGAAAGAAGAGACCGUGAAGGAGGGAGAUUCUCUAACUCUACGCACUGGCCUCACUGAAAUAAAUGCUAAUGAAACGAUAGAGUGGUGCUAUGAAGAAGACAACAAUCGCAUUGCUGAAAUCACUGGAGGGAGCAGAAGCAAAUCUACGUUUGCGGGUGCUGAUGGGAGAUUCUGGAGCAAAUUGACGUUGGAUGAAAGAACUGGAGAUCUCACUAUCAGUAACAUCAGAACCAUUCACUCUGGACUCUAUAAACUAAACAUCAGCGGGAGCACCAUGAAAACCAAACACAAGAGAUUCAUUCUUUCUGUCAAAGUGGAGUCGAUGUCAGUGAAGGAGGGAGCGUCUGCUCUUCUCCAGACUGCUGCUGCGGUUCAGAAGGAUGAUCUCAUAGUGUGGACGUCUGGAGCUCAAAACCGUCUCGUUGUUAAAUGUGAUUCAGGAAAGGUGACAUAUGGUAAGCAAUUCAGAGACCGACUGAAUCUGAACCCGAAGACUGGAUCGCUGACCAUCACGAACAUCAGAUUCACAGACUCUGGACAUUUUAAACUGCAAAUCAUCAACAGCGAACAGACCACAUUCAAAAGAUUCGAUGUGACUGUCACUGACGCCACAGCUGAAGGAGUGAAUGAACAGAUGACUGUAGUAACGGCGCUGUUACAGUAUCGAUUCUAGGUGGCCACCCCAGAUCUGCUAGUUGGUCAAGUUCGUCAGCACAAGAAAGGAGAAAUGCUGUCAAUCAAUGAUGACAGCUGAUCAACUGAUUAAGGGCCAGUUUUACAUUUUUUACUAACACAGUAACGGUCGUACGGAGACUGAGAGCUGAUUUCUGCUCAGCGGACGUUUGGCCAUGCAGGUCAGGUGACCCGUGAGAUGAGCGCGCGCUGCACCUACUGCUGCUGGUCCGUGAAACACAGGAGGACGGUCACACAGAGUAGCAACGACAAAAGUGCUGGAAUCAGUCGAUUGAGAUGUAUGGUAAAUCAAUGUUUAGUUAGUUCUCUCUGAAUGUGUAGGAAAAAUGUAUCUAGCACUAAGUAGCAGCUUAAAGUCGAACUACACUGCACUGGCUAGUUUAGUAGCCUGCAAACUAAGUUAAAGGGGGGGUGAAAUGCUCGUUUUCACUCAAUAUCCGGUUAAUCUUGAGUACCUAUAGAGUAGUACUGCAUCCUUCAUAACUCCAAAAAGUCUUUAGUUUUAUUAAAUUCAUAAGAGAAAGAUAGUCUUUACCGAUUUUUCAAACUGGGCCUUGUUUGUAAAACAAGCAUCUUCGAAAUGCAGGGAACAAACACAAACACUUGCACAACUCCGUUGAUGCUCUGUAAAAAUAAACUCCAUACUGGUCCCUUAAUGCUGUUUCUCUUUUGGUAAUCUGUGCAGGGUUGUCUUGCCCUGGCAACCAAAAACACACUUCUUUUGUGACUUUUCGCGACGCUCUCGCUCUGAUCAGUGAAGUCUGUUGUGCUCUCAGUGCUCUGCUAUACGGGAGCGCACGCUCUUCCUGCAGAAGUGCCUCAGGACCCAUAUAAGGAAAUUCCGCUCCAUCUAACGUCACACAGAGCCAUACUCAAAAAAAACUUUCCGAAACUUGUGACAAACCGGAAGGAGUAUUUUUGGAACAGAAAUACUCCUUCAAACGUACAACUUAAUUUUUGAAACUUUGUCCAUGUUUAGCAUGGGAAUCCAACUCUUUAACAGUGUAAAAAACUCAGUAUGCAUGACAUAGCAUUUCACCCCCCCUUUAAGCAUUGAAGGUUAGAUUACCGCCGGUGCAGCAGCAGUUAAAUAUUUCUGCUCUUUUUUUUAAGACAUGGAUAAAUACCUUGAGUUUUCCUCAUGUAGGUUUGAUCUAUAUGAACUAUAUUUCGCUGUAUCAGUAAGAAGGUAAACAGAUUAAUCAUAGAAUAUUAGUUCAAAUGUAUUGUUGCUCUAUAUUGAAACGUCAGCAUUUGGACAUCAGCAUAGACAGAUUACACUAAUUUGCAAUGGAAAAAUUAAACUGCAAAAACUCGGACAUAAGACAAAAACAAAGGAACAACUGCAAGAUGAAGAAAAAUAAUAACGGAACAUUAACUGGAGUGUAAGAAUCAUUUUACUAUGUUGCAGUGUAGCAAGAGAUUUGUCCCUUUUUGCUUUCCUUACAUCCAGGUGUGUUUGGUGUAUUUGCAUGCGGCACAAUUUAGGCUACUUUGGGGCAAUGUUUGAUAAACUAUUUGGUUGGGUUUAUUACACAGACCUUGCAACCCGAGGGGAAAUAAUAAUUCCAGAGGGGAACAGAAUCAACUGCUGCGCCAUGAAAUAUGAAAAGCUAUUUUCUGGACUGAAGACUUAGGGUGUUUUUUUGCAGAUGUGUGUGUUCAGUAGAGCUAAUGUUAUAUUUUUGGCCAACCAGUGUGUGAAAUAUAGUGUGACAGCCUAGAUUUAAGUAACUAUAACACAAGAACAAGCUUUGACUUAUUUAUCUGCUCUGUGAUUAAAGGGCUGUUUAAAGUCUUUUAGUCUUGAAGAUGUCUACAACUAAGUCAUGAAAUCACAGAAAAGGCGAUUAAAGCUGCAAACUGUGCGUGUAUAAGCAGCAAACCACGUAUCUCAAAUAGAUGUUCAAAUGAAAUAUAACCUAUUCUGUAAUUCUGUAAUCACAAUAUCAGACGUAAGUUGAUUUGUAUUUUUUUAUUAGUAAUUUAAUUUUAUAGUACAGUGCACUUAUACUAUAAAAUAUGCGAAAAUUAAACCAUUUAAAUGCAUAAACAAAUUCUACUGUUAUGUUGAUUUCUGGCCUUUUUCACAUUUUUUUUUUUUUAUCAUUGCACGCCUCAUCCAUGAUUAAUGUUGGAGAACAAGCAUUUACAAGUUUUGAGAAGCUGAAUGAGCAAUAAAGUUAAAGUGAGCCCCUUUUUUAAAAUACCUGGAGGUGAGGAAUAAUACAAAAA